UUAAAUUAAAGGUUAUGUUUUUAAACGCCAAAAAUUUUCAAUAAGAAUACAUUUACUAAGCAAUUAUUUUACAAGAUCUGAAAUGGUUGUACCAUUGGAAAACAGUACGUGAAAUCAACAAACAUAGCUGUAAUGAAUCAAAGAUGUCUUCAGUCGAUUUAUCCACGCCAAACUUCACGCAGCAAGACAUCGGUACAAAAAGCAAGAAAAAACCUCAUCGCAUGGCAGACGAGGCGGCAGCAGAAUGCCUGUUCGACCGCCUGCGGCAGCACCAGCAGCGGUCGCCAGACGCCACAGAAGUGGCGCGCACCAUCACUGCACGGAUCAACGCGCGGCUCACGUCCCAUGAUAAACAUAUACGACAAUGUACACUGGAAAAGAUAUGGGACAAGAGAACCAAUGCUAUCCAGAUGCUUCUUACGAUCUUGGAGACAACAAGGGACACGCCAACGUCGACUUAUAUAACAGCUAUAUUACGAGAAGCAUUGUGUUUAAAACAAGGAAAAGGAAAGAAAUGUUCAGCUGGCAAUGAAGCAACAGUUAACAAGAAGAAAGAUGUCAAAAUGACAGGCAAAGAAAAUAAAAAUCCGUUGCUCAAAAAGGCCAACAACAUGGCGCGGACUCAGUGCGCUCAACAAUUGAUAGCCUUAAACGGGACCCAAAUAAUUAUCCGAUACCUCGUUGCUUCCCAUAGCAAACGGGAUGGCUCCGUCAGUGUCGAGACAAUAGUCCAGGACUUAGUGUGGAUUCUUGCCGCGUUGGCGCCUAAAGAUCCAAAAUUUGCAAACAAAGUAAGGACACUGGGGUGUGUUAGAACUAUGCAUCUCAUAUUUAAAGGGCAUUACACAGACAAUAAGCUAAUUUUCCCGUUACUAGUGAUUUUGAAACAACUGGCCAAGAAUUCCGUGACCACAGCCAUCUUGAUCCGCGACGGAGUGGUGGUGACGUAUGAGCGUGUGCUCACUAGCCUGGGGUUCAUGCCCACGGCGCGCCUGCGCCUCUGCCUCGACGCCAUCGACUAUUUCAGCAAGAACAAGGUGUGCUGCAUGCAGAUCGUGAAGACAGGCCUCUGUAGCGUGCUCCUCAGGGUGUUCGACCGCUGGGAUCGCUACGAGGGCCGCAUAAGGCUCAAAAUAUGUGCCCACAUCUUAAGGACGCUGCAGCACCUUUGCAAUAUAAAAGCGGGCCGUCGCUCCCUCUGCACUAAGAGGCACGUGCAGACGCUGCACCGGUUCUGCUCGCAGUGCCCGGACGAGCCCGAGUUCGACGGGCUGCUGGCGAGAGUGUGCUCGGUGAUCACGCUGUGUCUGAAGCACCAGGCGCUGCCCGUACCUGCAUCCAGCCCUGCCUCCUUCAACCUCAACCCUAUACUUAAAGGUACUAAUACAACAUGGCCGUGCCACGAAGACGAUGAAGAUGGGGCAAAUUCAGAUACUAAGACCAUCAACUCGGACCUCGAGGACGAUUCACCUGAUCCUGAUUUAGAUCUGGAGGCCACUGAUGUAUACUCUGAUCUUGACUUGAAUGAUGGUGAUAAGCUGGAUACAACCGAAGGCGAAGUAGAGAAGUCACACCAUUUGAAAUCAGAUAGUAUACCAAGUGCAUUGUUUUUCAAUCCAAAUGAGAGAGAUAUAGAAGACUUAAAAAAAUAUGUUUGUUUUUUUAAAGAAUUUGGCUCUUACAACAAACAAGUGAAAUUAGUCAAGAGCCGUUCUAAUUCCAGAGGAUCCAUUCUCGACGAUUUUCUACAGUGCCAAUCAAAUAAGAACGGGUUGUCUUCGCUUAAUUUAUCGUUAUCUCCAGAUUGUGACAGUAUAUUCCCAAUUAUGCCCACCCCACUGCAAUCGUCUCCACUGUACACAUGCAAUAAACUUAACGAAAGCACAUCUACAACCUCUUGCUCAAUCCUCAAGAUACACAAAGACCUUGCAAAGUUCAGCUCAUUUGCGAUGGUGUAUUGCACAAUAGCGUCUCGGGUUAGAAGUGUGAUUCCGUUCGUGAAAGUAGCCUUUCCAGACAUGAUAGCUGGACAGGGCCUUGCACGCCCUGAGCCUUUAAAUAAAAUGGAGCGAUCCACCUGCAGAGUCAAGUUGUUAUCAUGUGUUGAUAGAGCAAUAAGCCCGGAAGCUUAUAUGAAUGAAGUGGUCUAUGAUCUAGAUCAGCUAAACUCUCAGGCUGGGGUACCUGAUAACCCAUCGCUAAAAAGUACGGAGAGCGUUUUCCUAUCGAACACAGAUGAAGAAGAAAUAGCAAAAUUAAAUAAUUUUUCGACACGAUUGUCUUUUGAAUCCAGGUUUGAAUCUGGCAAUUUGAGAAAAGCUAUUCAGAUAGGUCCAAGAGAGUACGAGCUAAUUCUAAUGCCUGACGUGAACUCCACGAAAAGACAUCAGUGGUUCUACUUUGAAGUGCGUAACAUGAUACAGGGGCGGUCGUACGUCUUCAACAUCGUCAACUGUGAGAAGUCUGACAGCCAAUUUAAUUUCGGCAUGAAACCAGUUAUGUACUCAGUCAAGGAAGCAGUUCUGGGUAAACCAGGAUGGGUCCGAGCUGGCACAGACAUUUGUUACUACCGCAACAGCUACCACUACUCAAGCCCGAGAAGCCACAACAAGUGCUAUCUCACUGUGACGUUCAACAUCGAGUUCCCUCAUACCAAUGAUGUGGUAUAUCUCGCCUAUCAUUUCCCGUUCACAUAUUCGAUGAUGAUGGCCAAACUGUGGCAACGGAGUCUGCAUCUGCCGCCGAACGCGUACCUGCGCGCGGAGCCGCUCUGCUACUCCCUCAACAACAACGAGGUGCCGUUGGUGACAAUAUCCGCCGACGAUACGCCUACUAACCCGAUUGCGGACAGAGAAAUAAUCUUCCUAACGGCCCGCGUGCACCCCGGCGAGAGCAACGCGUCGUGGGUGAUGGACGGCACAUUGAGCUGCCUGCUCGGCGACACCGACGUGGCCGCCUCGCUGCGCGCCAAGUACGUGUUCAAAAUCGUGCCCAUGCUCAACGUCGAGGGAGUCAUUAACGGCUGCCAUCGAUGCGGCUUGACUAAUGAAGAUUUAAAUCGGCGAUGGAGUAAACCGAGUCCCGUUUUGCAUCCUUCCAUUUAUCACACCAAGGGUCUGAUCGAAUAUUUGGUGCGCGUAUGGAAGAAGCCGCCACUGGUGUACUGCGACUACCACGGGCACUCGCGCAAGAAGAACGUGUUCUUCUAUGGCUGCGCGGGCGCCGAGAGCUGGUGCGGCUCCGACCGCAGCGUGCCCGACGAGCCCGUCAAGUACCUUAUGCUCCCGGCUCUGAUGCAUCGCAUCUCUCCGGCGUUCGCUUUGGGAUCGUGCUCUUUCCGAGUUGAGCGGGAACGAGAGAGUACGGCUCGCGUUACCGUGUGGCGUCAUCUCGGCGUCACACGCUCUUAUACGAUGGAGGCGACUUUCUGCGGCUUCGAUCGAGGACCCUUCAAGGGCUUCCACCUGAACACGCAGCACCUGCAGAGUGUGGGCAGCGAUUUCUGCGAGGCGCUCAAUGGCCUGAAUGACACCGCCACCAGCGACGAUAUCCAGCUCACGAAGGAUCUCAAUGGUGCCAUCGCCGUGGACAGCGAGCCAGGCUCCGGCUCCGGCAGCGUGCUGCGUACCGACUCCGACGAGGACUUCGACUAGCAUCGAGUCGAUUGGCCGAGUGCAAACUCAACACCUGAAGGCCUACCGCGGACACCGAAGUUCGCAAAUUGCGGGCAUCUUUCUCUGUCACCCUAAUUAGGCCUUAAUUGGAGUAAGAAAAAGAUGCCCGCAAUUUGCGAACUUCGGUGUUUACGGUAGGGCCUCUAGAAGGGCACGUUGUUACACCACAAUUGAUGAUGAUCUAAUUAUAGCACUUGGUCACUGCAAGAUGUGUGGACCCAUCACUAACAUUAGGGUUAAUGCGUAUAAUGGGGUGCCUAAAAUUGAUUUUGUAUUACAUUUUAUUUUGUUUUACAAAACGUACUUAAGGUAGUGUGUACAACUUCACUUAUUUUUGUUUACCCGAAUGAUCUAAUGCAGCGGUCGGCAACAAGCGGCCCGCGGGCCGCAUGCGGCCCGCGAACCUCUCACUUACGGCCCGCGAGCCUCAUACGGCAAAUAGCCAUAUUUUGUAUGUAAUAUUGACAGACGACAAUGUCUGAUAAAGUCAAAGAUUUACGAUAUCAAAGAUAAACUUCGGUAACUACUAUUUGGCCCUUGGCUGCUAAAAUGUCGCCAACCGCUGAUCUAAUGGAUCAACCUAAGUAGAAACAAGAUUGACAAUAGUAUGAAGUGAUUUCUAAACUUAAUUACAGAGCUAUCCCAUUAGAUGGUGCCUAAAUGUGUGUCUACAAUAAUGUAAUUAUAAUGGCAAUAUUGGAUGUAUUGUUUCCAGUUACAACGCUGGUAUUAGUGAACGAAUACUGUAAUAAGUAUCUAGGGUACAAUUAAUUUAAGUAAUAGUUUUCGUAACGUACUGUAUAAAUUGUCUGUGAACUGUACUCACCCUGUUUGGCUUUGACCGUGGGAAGUAAAUUGUAAGUGGCUUGUGAUCUCAGUUAUAAAUAAACUAUUAAAUAUCA
This is a messenger RNA of Cydia fagiglandana, 4576 nucleotides long. Its product is annotated as cytosolic carboxypeptidase 1-like. Gene Ontology annotation, biological process: protein side chain deglutamylation. NCBI's taxonomy places the organism in Eukaryota, Metazoa, Arthropoda, Insecta, Lepidoptera, Tortricidae. The transcript has 25 exons. The coding region runs from base 144 to 3653 and encodes 1169 amino acids. The record is from RefSeq and is a predicted model, not a curated record.